UCCAAUCCCAACUUGUUGGUUGCCCUGCUUGCUACAGCUCGUACAUAUGCUUGCUCCCCUCUUCCUUUGCCCCCCCCAGAUCCUUAUAAAUCCAGGCGCCGCCGAUCCCCGGACCAACCGGCAACCUCCGCCACAGCAGUAACAAGCAACCACACACACACACAACAGCGCCCAUUACGCCAUUACCUCCCUCCUCGAUCGAUCACAAACACACGCGGCAUUGUCAAGAACACCGAACCAAGCUGUGACGUAGCCUGCUAGCGGAGUCGUCUGUCAUGGACGGAAAGAAGAGAGCGCGCACGGAGGAGAUGGCUGCAGCACGGCCCGUGACGCCAGCCGGCCGCGGCGACGCCGACGCCUCGCCAUCGCCGGCGCGGAAGGCGCCGUUACCCGACGACGCGGCCGCCGAUGACGAACCCGUGACGGCAGCGGAGGAGAGCCGCGCCGGCGGCGUCGAGGAUGACGAGGAGGAGGACGACGACGAGCAGGUGGAGAGGUUCUACGCGCUGCUCGCCAACAUCCGGGCGCUGAGGGGCCUGCUGCCGCCACACGUGGCCCCCUCCUCCUCCUGCGGCGGCGGGGCGAGCUCGAGGAAGCGGCAGCGGGCCGCGGAGCCGCCCUGGAGGCCGGCGUUCAGGAUGGAGGACUUCGAGGAGCCCGCCGCUCCGGCGCCGCCGUCCAAGCGGAAGCACACGGAGGGCGCCGAGGACGGCGACGCGGAGAGCGCGAGCGGUGCGUGUCCGGCCGUCGUCGUCGCGCCGUCGCUGCCGCACGCGGCGGUACGCUCCGACAGCGGCAGCUGCAAGAAUUGACCACGUGUCCGCCGCGCACGACGACCAUCCGACCAGACCAAAUCCAGCCACAAAAAGUGUGUGAGAAAACAAGCGAAAUUCGGGGUGGAAUUCCCAUCAUAAAAACUCAUAGUUAAGGAGCCUGCUACGCAGACGCAGCGAAAGCAGCCACCGACACGGGACCAUGUGAAACACGCACUGUGCAGCGUGGAGUGUGGAUCGGGCGAUCGGUUCACGCGUGCAAACUUUGAAACCUGCACGCGAAAAGAAAAGCCUUGCUCAUCAUUUGAUCUACUAUGGCCUGUUUGGAACCAGGUGCUAAAAUUUAGCUUAGAAUUAAAAUUUAGCCCCCUCAAAUGGAGGGCUAAAGUUUAGCUUCUUGGAAUGUUUGGAUACAAUGCUAAACUUUAGCACCUUGGGUUGCAAAAAGCAAUUAUACCCCCA
Setaria italica (foxtail millet) is the source of this 1235-nucleotide messenger RNA. RefSeq names its product NRR repressor homolog 1. Gene Ontology annotation, biological process: regulation of systemic acquired resistance. Bases 276 to 812 code for a protein of 178 amino acids. NCBI's taxonomy places the organism in Eukaryota, Viridiplantae, Streptophyta, Magnoliopsida, Poales, Poaceae. The record is from RefSeq and is a predicted model, not a curated record. The transcript has a single exon.